AUGGCCCGCCGCCCCCUGGGCGCCCGCCGCCGCCGCGACCGCCCUCGCCAUCGUACAGCCUCUGGACAGCUUGCCCCACCCGCAGCCGGCGGAUCUGGCCGCCCUGGCGCGGAUCCGUGCACGGAUCCGCCCGCCCCGACCACGGGGGGCGCGGGCACGACGCCCGCCGCCGCCAUCGCCGGCCCGUCCGCCCUGGGUGCGGGCGCAGGGGCUGCUGCCGCCACGGGCGCGGGUGCGGCCCCGUAUCUGCCCGCGCCGGAGCCGGUCCCGCCCCUGAUCUUUGCACCGCAGCCCGCGGCCCCACUCCUGUCGGCCGCCGCGCCCGCCCGCCACCCCGGCCUGAUCUUCGCGCCGAAGCCCGCGGCACCGCCCCUGUCCGCGCCGGCCGUGGUGCCCGGCGCAGACCCCGGCGCGCGUGUGUGGCCCCGGCCAACCGCUCCUCUCGCCGCCGACUCCUCUGCUGCCGGCGCUGCGCGCGCGUGGCCUGCCGCCGCCGCCGCGGCCCCGCCCACGCCCGCGCCCGCGACGCCCCUGCCUGGCCCCGCGACGGCCGCGCUGGCCAUGGCUUUCGGACACGGGGAUCUUGAUUGUACCACGCCGGCGCAGAGGAAUGCUCUUGGCAUGCUGCCUUAUGAUAUCGGGCUGAGAGCACCGGAGGAUAAGAAGAAGAAGAUCCAGAGUCUGACACAGGCUGCGGCUGAGUCCUUUGGACAUGUCAGUUCAUCAUCGACCUCCCGCCAGCAGAACCGAUCGUCUUCAAAGGAAGGAAAGAGAGGGUCGUCUGCAUCGGAAACAAAGGACACCGAAUGCGAUGAGAGGGAAGUUCAGUCCCCGCUGAAACGGAACGAGCCAGAAAUGGAGGUCGGGAAGGAGAAGAUGUCUGACCACACUAGUCAGAAUCUGUUCAGCAGCAAGGAGGCAGAAAACAACCGUAAGAUCUACAUUAAGAAACGUAAAGCCAAAGGACAAAAUGUGGGCGUCACACCCACUGACCCUGUGGCUUUUACGACAGAUGGGCCGACUCUAGUCCCGGCCGGCACAGUUCAGGCACGACUCUCAGAACUUGCAGGAACCAUAGAUGGGGGAGGGAAGAACUCGAAGGAGCUCCCGAAGAAGCUAAGAGUUUCAACUAAUGCAAAAUCGGCGGCGGCUGCGGAUGGCAGUCCCCGCCGGACACAAUGA
Panicum virgatum (switchgrass) is the source of this 1182-nucleotide messenger RNA. Its product is annotated as skin secretory protein xP2-like. The coding region runs from base 1 to 1182 and encodes 393 amino acids. The record is from RefSeq and is a predicted model, not a curated record. Lineage: Eukaryota; Viridiplantae; Streptophyta; Magnoliopsida; Poales; Poaceae. The transcript has 2 exons.